UGUCACUUUCAUUACGUCAUUUGAUAUUUAUCACAGUUCUUUUUAGCGUUUUUAUUCCUACGUGCAGUAUUGUAUAAUAGAAAGUAGAAUUAAGUGUAAGGUGACAGUGUUAGAUCUAGUCUAGUUGCUCUCCACCGUAAACAGUUCGCGUUCUGUGAUAAAUCGAGUAAAAUACCAUAAAUUGUGUUCAAGUGCCGGUAUAAUAACUUAAAAAAACUCUUAAAAACGUUGAAUCGAUCGAUGAAAAGCCCAUAUGCUGCCUGACUGACAUUACAAUGAUUUACGAUCGUCGUAGAUAAGUGAUUGUGAUAAUUUGGUGAGAAAAAUUUUAAAAAUGUCCUCGAACGAUAACGUUCCCCAAUGGAAAAAGGAGUUGAUAGCGCGUCUCCGAAGCCAAAACAAGCGCACCCAGCAGCUGGUUGUCGAUUCUUCCUCCUCCCAUCAGCCGACGACCAGUUCGGUGCAACAACCUGACGGAGUUGGACGUGAGAGAUGUGGUGGUGAAGUGACGACGAAAAACAUGGUGCAACAAGAAAGGUAUUGGGACGAACUUAUGAGCCAAAAGUCUGAUUCGGACGAAGACUUGCACUAUGGCCCAGGUAUUGUCAGCAAACUCAAAGAGAGGUACCUUAGUCUCGCUCAAAGAGAGAACAAAAAACAAAGACCCACAAUUUUACGUAAAGCCACUUCGUUGGAGAAUAUUUUGGAUGAUGCAGUGGCUGUCAACAGUAAUAAUGAAACAGCAGCUAACCGUUUGUUUGAAACGAGGCUGAACGGAAGCAAUGACACCAACAAGAAUGCGAACAACCGGUAUAGGAGCACAAAACGUGGUGGCUGCGAAAUGAAGAGAGCUCGCUCUGUUGAGACAAUUUCAUCAUCAUCAUCAUCAACGAUCGAAAAAGAAAGCAAAAGGGAAUCAGUACAUGAGGAAAUGCUUAUCACAAUCAACCAGGAAGGAAAUGAUAAGAAAUUAAUCACCACACCACCUAGAGUCAAUCGACCGAAAAGAAUUCCUCCUCUAAUGAACGAAAAAGAAAAACCACCUGUUGAUGUGGUCAAGCAAGCUAAAAUGAUUUUCGAAAGAAGGCCCGAACAAAGAACAAGACCACCUCAACAAACCGGAGAAGUCGCCGCUAAAGUAGCCACUUACAAAAACAUCAUCAGAGCUGCAAAAAAACCAGCAAUCAAAGUUAAACCACUUGUUAUAACCAAUGGAGUUAGGGUCGCUAAUAAACCAAAAGAAUGCGAAAAAACUAAACAAGUCAUUGUAUCUCCAUUGGAAAAAACCUUGCCCAUCAGUCCGAUACCGGACGUUUCAAGAAUCGAUCCAAACGAAGACGCCACAAAUAAAACGUCAAGUCUUUCAGAAACCCCCGAUCUUAUAAUAACCUCUAGUCCCAUUCCAUCAGUAAAUUCACCAUCGUAUCGGAUCUCAGCGACUGAGAAUUUCCUCAAAGAAGAAAUUCGUCUUGCAUCAAUCAGCGAUAAUAGAAAAACGAGCGUAAAAAAUCAUCAUCUUCCACUCCAGCAGAAUAAAAACGUGUCGAAUACUCAAACACCACCAUCUCAACCGCUUAAAUUGGAUAUCAACAACGUAGGUGAAACGAAACCAAAUUUGACAAUUGUUGAAAUUGAAAAAAACUUAAUCAAUACGGCAAAAACAUUAGAAAAAAGUGGUGGUGUAAUUAAAAAUGUUGAACAAGUGACGAUUAGUAAAGUGCCAAAAGUGAAAAAACCACCACGCGAAUUCGAGAAUAACUCCAUCGUUUUUAAGUUUACGGAUAGGAAAGAUGUCCCGGAUUAUGUACAGAAUGAUGGUGUUAAAAGGGUGGCCAAAUUGGAGAAACCAAAGGUGGGCGAAGGUGGUAUUAUUUUGCUUCCUGGUGCCUCGAUUGGAGAAUCGUUUACCGACGAAGAUGAGGAAAUUUUGAGAUCUUUGGAAGGUCCACCAAGUCCCUGUGAUGUCACAUUUGUUAACGAUAACAUACUCAUCGAUGGAAAAUCUAGUCUUAGUCAAAAAACGAAAAAAGCCAAAAUGAAGAUAUCGUUCGUGGAGGAAGGACCGGAGAUUUACGAAUAUCCGUCAGAGUCCUCUUUGCUCAUAGAUGACGUUCCGACGUCUCCACCAAGUGCACAAAUGCGUCAUUCAGUUCCUUCUCUCGCAGGUACAUCAUCACUGGCAAAUUACACGCCGAAAAGUACCGAAGAGUUUCAACCGGGAGUAACACGAAGUGUUCAAAUCGUGUCGACUAAACACGAAAAUACCGACACCGAACCGACUUUACAACAAAUCGAAAAACCAAUUUUAUUUAGUGCCGGGGCCAAUUCUGAUAUACUUUUCUAAUUCCAUUCCAACGGACCAUAAAUAAUUUGUAAUCGAUUUUUACAUUUUAAACGUUAAUUUUAGUUUAACUAAGGUAUGUAUUACUACUGUGGUAAGUUUGAUUGAAUUCAUUCCACUUUAAAUUUGUUCGAAAUUCUGUGAUUCAAAACAGUGUGAGUUUUUGUAAAUUUUGUUGUAACUGCUUUGUAAACAUUUAUUUAAAUUGUAUCGUCGAGUGUAUUACUGUUUUCUUUUGCAAAAUAUACACAAAUUUGAAUAAA
Messenger RNA from Tribolium castaneum (red flour beetle), 2604 nucleotides. RefSeq names its product bifocal (gene bif). The transcript has 4 exons. The record is from RefSeq and is a predicted model, not a curated record. Gene Ontology annotation, cellular component: nuclear membrane; rough endoplasmic reticulum membrane. Gene Ontology annotation, molecular function: microtubule binding. Gene Ontology annotation, biological process: chemotaxis; neuronal signal transduction. Bases 335 to 2344 code for a protein of 669 amino acids. NCBI's taxonomy places the organism in Eukaryota, Metazoa, Arthropoda, Insecta, Coleoptera, Tenebrionidae.